Molecule: messenger RNA, 4965 nt
Organism: Meriones unguiculatus (Mongolian gerbil)
Lineage: Eukaryota; Metazoa; Chordata; Mammalia; Rodentia; Muridae
Gene: Lmx1b
Product: LIM homeobox transcription factor 1 beta
Exons: 8
Coding region: 114-1325 (403 amino acids)
Biological process (GO): neuron differentiation; regulation of transcription by RNA polymerase II
Cellular component (GO): nucleus
Molecular function (GO): RNA polymerase II transcription regulatory region sequence-specific DNA binding; DNA-binding transcription factor activity, RNA polymerase II-specific
Source: RefSeq, a predicted model, not a curated record
GCUCGCCCCGGGGCAGCGGGCGGCCCCGAUCCCGCGGGCGCCGCGCCUCCCCGGCUGCAGCGGGCCGGGGGUUCGGGCCCAGCCGGCCAGGCCCGCGGAGCGCCCCGCGUCCCAUGGAUAUAGCAACAGGUCCCGAGUCCCUGGAGCGGUGCUUCCCCCGCGGACAGACGGACUGCGCCAAGAUGCUGGACGGCAUCAAGAUGGAGGAGCACGCCCUGCGCCCGGGGCCCGCCGCCCUCGGGGUGCUGCUGGGCUCCGACUGCCCGCACCCCGCCGCCGUCUGCGAGGGCUGCCAGCGGCCCAUCUCCGACCGCUUCCUCAUGCGAGUCAACGAGUCGUCCUGGCACGAGGAGUGUUUGCAGUGUGCGGCGUGUCAGCAAGCCCUCACCACCAGCUGCUACUUCCGGGAUCGCAAACUCUACUGCAAACAAGACUACCAACAGCUCUUCGCGGCCAAGUGCAGCGGCUGCAUGGAGAAGAUCGCGCCCACCGAGUUCGUGAUGCGGGCGCUGGAGUGCGUCUACCACCUGGGCUGCUUCUGCUGCUGCGUGUGCGAGAGGCAGCUGCGCAAGGGGGACGAGUUCGUGCUCAAGGAGGGCCAGCUGCUGUGCAAGGGCGACUACGAGAAGGAGAAGGACCUCCUCAGCUCCGUGAGCCCCGACGAGUCGGACUCCGUGAAGAGUGAGGAUGAAGAUGGAGACAUGAAGCCAGCCAAGGGGCAGGGCAGCCAGAGUAAGGGUAGUGGAGAUGACGGCAAGGACCCAAGAAGGCCCAAACGGCCCCGGACCAUCCUCACCACGCAGCAGAGAAGGGCCUUCAAGGCUUCUUUUGAGGUCUCCUCCAAGCCCUGUCGGAAGGUACGAGAGACUCUGGCAGCAGAGACAGGCCUCAGCGUGCGUGUGGUGCAGGUCUGGUUUCAGAACCAAAGAGCAAAGAUGAAGAAGCUGGCCCGGCGGCACCAGCAGCAGCAGGAGCAGCAGAAUUCCCAGCGGCUGGGCCAAGAGGUUCUGUCAAGCCGCAUGGAGGGCAUGAUGGCCUCCUACACCCCGCUGGCCCCUCCGCAGCAGCAGAUCGUGGCCAUGGAGCAGAGCCCCUACGGGAGCAGCGACCCCUUCCAGCAGGGCCUCACGCCGCCCCAAAUGCCAGGUGACCACAUGAACCCCUAUGGGAACGACUCCAUCUUCCAUGAUAUCGACAGCGAUACCUCCCUCACCAGCCUCAGCGACUGCUUCCUCGGCUCCUCCGACGUAGGCUCCCUGCAGGCCCGCGUGGGGAACCCCAUCGACCGGCUCUACUCCAUGCAGAGCUCCUACUUUGCCUCCUGAGAACCAGCCGGGCCGCAUGGACACUUGGGCCUGGGCCUAGGGUGGGACCACAGGCCUCCGCAGCCAGCCGGCCCCCCAGCCUGCCACCCGCUCUGAUUCUACAGACAGCCAUACGGUGCCCUCCCCUCGGCCCAGCCGGACCUGGCUCAAGUGCCCAGUGGGCACAGCCAGACAGGCAGAUGGGUGCAGCCUGGGCAGGGACUGUGUCCUGCCCACAGAGACCUUGUGACCCCUGGGGACCCAGAGCUCUUGGACAGCCACGCGCCUCCCAGUCCUUUGGCUCCAUCACCACCUUUCUCCACCCCACCUCUUUUUUGGGGAAGCUUAAAUUUGUUCUUUUUUUUUUUAAUUUUUUUUUUUUUAACAUUCUGUUUCCAGCCAACUUCCAUUGUCCCUGCAAGGCCAGCCCUGUGGUACCCGAGAAACGGUUAUACGGGUGUCCUGCGCUGGCAACCACUUCCCCUUUUAGUCAGCGCAGGGGAUGGUUUCUGGGUCCUAGGAGGCCCAGGGUCACUGUUCCCGGCCCUAGGCUGGAGCAGAGGAGAGGAGGGGCCAAGCAGGCAUGACAGGCCUUUGGCCCUGCCUGAACCAGGAGUCACAGCAAGAGGAGGGAUGUGGGCAGAGAGAUGCAAAGGGAUGGAGAUGCAUAUGGACUAGCUCGUCUGUAGACACACGUGUGCACGCACACACAGAUGUGGAAGAGGCGCCAUCUCCUGCAGGGGUCCUGCCUCCGAGAGCAGUUGGAGAGGGAGGCAGGAGGGAGGCAGGAGGGAGGCCUGGGGUAUGAGCAGGAAGACUAGGUGGAUCCAGGCUCUGUGCAGGUCAUGACUGCCAGGACAGGUGGGCAGUUCCAGAACCACCAGGUCCCAGGCCAGAGACGGAACCCACAGAAGCAAGUAGAAUCAGGCCACAGCAGCCGCCCCCGAUGGAAAGGACCUCGAGAGUCACCAGCUUGACACCAUCUGAUUCUCAAUUCCCCCUGGUCCUUGUUCUCAAGCAGGACCAGCAGUGAAAAGCCCAGGCCAGCCCCCCUUCUUAUGGCCUCUGCUGACCCUUAGCCCCUCUUCUCAGUCGGCUGAGGCUGUACACUGGCAGGGCCCUGGCCUGCUCUGCGGGCAUGGGACAGCCAUCACCAACCCCCCCCCGAGCCCCCGCAACAUUAGCCAGCUCACACGGACGGACCAGGCUCAUCACCCUCCCUGCUUUUGGCACCUGACCUCUGCUGAUGCCGUCUGAGGUCCAGCAGGUGGCUCAGGUCGCAUGACUUUGGAACCCCACCCCUAUUCUAUCGUGAGCCCUCUGGGCCUCGCACAGGUACGAUGACAAGCCACAACUUCUCAGUGUGUGUGGGUGGGAUGCUGGUUGCCUCGAGCCCACUAGAGACUGGCAUGUGCCUGGUCGCCUUUCCUUUCGUUGGCUCGGCCAGCUCGGGGUCUUACUGUGAACUCGCUGUGUUCCCUCCCACUCUGUUAGCUGAGUGAAAAAGAAAGGCCAGCCCUGUGGGGCUCCCACCAUGCCCUUGCACAGUAUUUAGCCCACCAUUAUUUCAGCCUCCUGUGCCACCCCAGCCUCCAGUCUCCUGGACUCUUCCUGCCCACAGCAGAAGCAAUGGUGGUCUUUCUUUGGCACCCGCCCCCCCCCCACUGGCCCCUGGCAGGCACUGUGUCUCAGGCCAGAUGCCCAGGAUGCUGUCAUUCAUUUAAUGCUGAAUCCUAACCCCCGCCAUCCUGAUGUCUGCUGAGCUCUGAGUCUCAGCCUCUCUCUCUCUCUCUGUCCCUCUCUCCCUCCCUUGGGCUCCUGUGUCUGGCUAGUUAAGCUGUGUGGGUUUGUUCUCUGUCUCUGGGGAUACCUAUCCUCAGACCCCCUCGACCCCACUCAGAUGUCACAAUAUGGAGUCGUCAGGGAAGAGCAGCCAGCAUAGCCCACCCGUGUCCUCCUUUGUAUAAAGUGAGCAUCACUAAUGUCCAUGCUGAAGCUGUGGUCCUGGCCACCGGCUAUCCUGGGACUCGCCCUUUCCCCUCUGUCACAGACCCCUGGCUGAAUUGUACAGGCCAUACUCGGGGCAGACCCAGGGUACAUACCAGAACCCCAGGAGACCCGGCUCCUCUUAUCCACUUUUUAAGCUGGAGGACACAAUGCCAAAGGGCGGUGCAGCUGCUGGGAAACCGGAGGCAGGAGAGAGGAAGGGGUGUGCUCAAGGCUCCACAGCAAGGCGUCAUGGAGCUGCAGCUGAGGAGAGGGCAGCAAGCCUGUCCCCAUCUCCUGUGUCUCACAAACGGCCCCCACUAGGGACCAAUGUGUUCUCACCACUCCUGCUGGGCCCAAGGGUCCUCCCUUCCUAUUCCGGGGCCUCCAGACCCCACGUCCAGCCCUGGCCUCUGCUGUCCCCAUGCUAGUGUCCCAAGCCAGGAGUUGUGACUAGGACACUCUUAGGUUAGCAGAGGAGGGACCUCAGCCGUCACACGGGAGAUGCCCUGCAGCCGUUUUCAGGACUCCUUCACCACGGCUGGGGCCCGCUGCCCUGCUAAGACCACGUGCUGACCCUGGAUGCUGCAGGGCCCUGGGCUUCUGUCCUGUGGGAAGAGACAGCCUUCGCUUCAGCCCUGCCCAGGCCUUGUUAGAGACCGCACUCAGGUUGGGGAACUGAGGCUGAGAGAAGGCAGCGGUGUGGGGCUGCAAGGGCGAGCCUGCAGCCCUAGGGAGCAGGGGGAUGUGGGAGGCAGAUGCAGAAAUGGAGAGAUGGGUAGGGGCAUCUCAGAUCCCACCUCCUGGCUGGGCAUGUGGCAGUGUUGAGGCUCAGGAGGGAGCCUGGCCAGGUGUGACACAGGAGCAGCAGGAACCCAGGCUUUGUCCCAGCCAGGGCCCGAACUGUGGAUUCCGAAUACUCCGCUGUCCUCAGAGACUGUCUCUCAAAAGGCCCCACACAGACACCACACCAGGUGUGAGGGUCAGUCCAAAGGGUGGCCAGGGCAGCCUGCUGUCACAGAGGCUUCCUGGAGGGGGCUGGAUGGUGAGGAGCUGCCUUCACACAAAUAGGCCCAGCUGAGGGGCAGCCCCUCCCCCUUUAGAGACAUCCCUUUAAGGUGAGGCCACCUCCCUAGUCUAUCUGGAUGUCCACCCUGCUCAGUCAGGAAACAGGGGAAAGAGGGACUCAGAGCUCUGGGCACCCCUAGGGCCAGGGGGACGCUGCAGCCCAGGGCUGACCGCCGGGGGGAAGGGGCACCACACUCACACACGUACGUGCACACACACUCACACCCGAUACAAGGAGGCUCACACGUGGCCUGGGCGCAGGGAAGCAGGAAGGAGCCUUCAACAUGUGGCCCUUGAUAGGGACAAUUGCCAAUGGUCUCUGGGCUGCUGCCCUGCCCUGCCCUGGGGUCCCACUGGAGGGAGUUUGUUGCCAGCGGGGCUGGGUCCAGGCCACCCAUCGUAUUCUUCCGUUUACCUUGUACAGACUGCCCGCCUGCCAUCCCCACACACAUUUUAUUUAAUAACUUGUCAUUGUUAAAUUAUUUAUUAGCGUUACCACAUUACCACCCCCGCCUUCCACUCACCUUCUGCCUCUUCCCACAAAAGCAGAAAAUGGAAACAACGAGAAAAAAGACGAGAUGUUGGUAUAUUUGUAAAUAAACCUGUA